This is a messenger RNA of Centruroides sculpturatus (bark scorpion), 3364 nucleotides long. Its product is annotated as beta-1,4-N-acetylgalactosaminyltransferase bre-4-like. NCBI's taxonomy places the organism in Eukaryota, Metazoa, Arthropoda, Arachnida, Scorpiones, Buthidae. Gene Ontology annotation, biological process: glycosphingolipid biosynthetic process; carbohydrate metabolic process. The record is from RefSeq and is a predicted model, not a curated record. Bases 280 to 1476 code for a protein of 398 amino acids. Gene Ontology annotation, molecular function: N-acetyl-beta-glucosaminyl-derivative 4-beta-N-acetylgalactosaminyltransferase activity. The transcript has 7 exons.
AAGUUGGCAAGCUUGCCGUCUGACUCUGUUACUGGAUCAGUCCUAGAAACAUCGACUUCGUCUUGUCCUAGUUAACGAGGUCUUACACUUUAAUUUUUUCCCCCUUUAUUUUUUUUUAAACGUUUUUCGCAUCUCCAUGAUCGUUAUUUAGAUCGAUUACGUGACUAUAAAGCGACUAAAAGAUGGUAGACAGCAAUUCAGAUCUGUCAAAAAGCUGCGACGAGAACUAGCCACUCUUUGAACCAAAAGAGCAGUGAUGUCUCAUUACAAUGAGGAGAAAUGCACAAGGAUAGUACACCUGUAUCGCAACAGUAUUUCCGAGCUAUAUUAUUCUUUUCAGAACACGCUCUUAACGUCGAUAUCAUGUCUUCGAAUAACUCGUGUAGCAAUGCCGUACAAUUCGUCAGACUACACUUCUAUAAGCUAAUGCUGGCCAUAGUGUUGGCUUUUUUAAUAAUGCAAUACAUCAUCAACGUGCUCGUGCACCAUCGAACGGCGAGCGGCGAAAAUCCCACCAGAUUCGGUUGGAUCUCGUCCUUCAGGCAGAUACUGGGGCUGUCGGAGAAGAUGUCUCCCAACGAGACGAUAGACGAAAACAUAGCUCAGAUAUUAGGUUUGUCUUCCAAAACUGUAUUUAUAAACUCAACUACCUCUAACGGAACAAAAGUCCUGCCACCCUGUCCUCUGGUGCCACCCAAAUUAGUCGGUCCACUGAGAGUGAUGACCGAAGCACCGUCUUUUGAAGAACUAGAAACCAUGUUUAGUAACCUGAAACCGGGAGGGAGAUACUGGCCGGAGGACUGCACGGCACUCCACAAAGUUGCCAUAAUUAUUCCGUAUCGAGACAGAGCUAAGCAUUUAAGAAUUUUUCUUCAUAACAUACAUCCCAUUUUACAGAGACAGCUCGUAGAUUAUGGCAUUUAUAUCAUUGAAGAGGCGGGAAAAACAAAGUUCAAUCGAGCGAUGCUGAUGAAUAUAGGCUUCGUCGAAGCUCUGAAGCAAUACAACUACCAGUGUUUUAUUUUUCACGACGUCGACCUGAUACCCGAAGACGACAGGAACCUUUACACUUGCCCCCAGCAACCCAGACACAUGUCCGUGGCAGUCGACACGAUGGAUUAUAAACUCCCUUAUAGAGAUAUAUUUGGUGGCGUAAGCGCUCUAAGUAAAGAACACAUGCAACUAGUGAACGGAUUUUCAAACGAGUAUUGGGGAUGGGGAGGAGAAGACGACGACAUGUCAAACAGAAUACGUUACCGCGGUCUCCAGAUCACCAGAUAUUCCUCGAAGAUUGCGAGAUACAAGAUGCUGAAACACAAAAAGGACGAACCGAAUCCUGACAGAUACAACAAGCUGUAUAGAGGUAAAUACCGAUACAAAACAGAUGGUCUGAGCAACUUGAAAUACAAACGACUGGAAAUCAUUUUAAAGAAACUCUAUACGUGGGUACUGGUGGAAAUCACCCCUCCGAAGUGAUCGGAGUGCCGUAAAAGAACUUGUAGAAAGCAUUUCCAAGUAUGUACAGUGUAGUUAAACGAAUUUCAAAUACAAAACAAAGAUAAUAGCGUACAUGUACAUUUUUAUACGGUGGGACAGAAUUUAAGAAUUCUGCCGAACAAAGUUCUCGUCCCGUUUCGUUCUUUCCUUUUGUAUUUUAAAUAAAUUACCGUCACUUUAGGAGUAUUACGUUUCGACUAGUUAUCAGUAUUAGGUUGUUGGCAUUAGAGGUACGACCGCAAGAAUCAAGUCUGUCGAACGACUCUAGAAACAAAUUUCUUUUGCCGUUCCGCCUUAUGCAAUACAAUGAAAGUAGAUAUCUGUUGUUAGCAAAUUUCUCCCAGUUUAACUGAAGUAGGAUGCAAAGAAUAGAAUUUUUACUAUGGAACAAUUACAUUUUUUGUAAACGUCAAAUAUUCCCGUGUGCGUUGCCGAAAGAUUUAGUUAGUUGCGUUUAAAUUCUGCCGACGGACGCCUAUUUGCGAGAUGUUGUGAUAUGAGCGACGAGAUUUUUAAGUCUUUUCGAAUUGUUAAGCAUUUGAGGGUGCCCGGCCAUUACGUUUUGGUUACUUCUGUGAUAAAUGAGCCAUCCCAUAGUUUAUUUUUGAACGAGCGAGAUUACAUUGUUGACGAGUUAUUCUCGAAAGCAAAUUUGAGUAUGACACGAGAAUCAAAUCCGAAUAUUUCAGUAUUAAAGCGGCUUUUUGCAUGUAGGAAACGAUUGUAUUAUCCAGUACAUUUGUUUUUUCCUCCUGUAGGUGUACCAUAAUGUACCAAGGACGUGUAGUUUCAAUCUGUCCUAACAAUUUGUUCAUGGUACAUCAAAAAGCAUGCUUGGCAGUAUAUAUUCGAAACUUGUGUGCACGUUUUUGUACAUUCUAGAUAUCGUCUAUAAUUAUUGUUUAAAUUGCAUGCGUAUGCCCGUCGUUUAAGAAUGGCAAAGCAGCAGUUUUUGAUUUUUAUGCGAGAAAUACUAAGUAGCGACGUUAUAAAUAUUCUAACUUGUUCCUACAUAACGAAGAUGCUUCUAAGAUCUGUACUCCAACCACUGGAAAGUAUCGCGGGAUCAAAAUAAUAUGACCAAAUUUCUCCUGUGAUAUUUUACAAGUUGUUUUCUGCCAGGUCAGAAAAUGUAAGAAAGCUGAAGUUAAAAUAUCAUCAGGUUACAGUAGUGGGUCCUCCAAAAGCCAACUGUAAAUUUAGAAGCACCUUACAUACUUGUGUCCAUAUGACAGGCCACUAGCAAAGUACUUAAUUGAGUAAGCAUAAUUAUUCUAAUACAAACUAGCAUAGCUUAGCGUCUGCAUAUAUUUCCCAGUGUUAAUGGGGUACAUAAAUGUGACAAUUUUGAGCUUAUUGUUGAUAAGCAAAGCAUAGUUACGAGAUUAGAGUGGCACUUAAUGCACGAAAGGAUUUUAACAGUGUUACUAACAUUACAUCAUACUUUGAAAGGGUUUUUGAACUCAAACUGGUUGCUGCGCAAUUCCCUUCUAGCAUAGUAUAGUUCAAAAGAAAUGAUAUUUGCUGAAGUUAGUGGUUGGAGUAUAGAGGGACGAGCAAUCUAAUUGUUUUCAUAACACACUAUUUGUAUGGAAAGAAACUUUGUUAAUAAUCAUAACGGAAUGUCCGAAAGGCAAGCGAUAACUGCACUUGUACACGAGAUAUUCCUCUCUGUAGCGUAGACCUAUCGACCACUUUCUUUGUAAUUAACACGUGCCAUGUAACGACUGUCAUAUAUUUACGUAUAUAUGCAGUGUCUAUUUAGUCAAUGUACAUUAAGGUAUUCUCACCAAUAGAUUUGAAAUGCUUGUAGCAACUUUGCAAAGGGAAUGUAGUCUUCCAAGACAAUUCUUUUAUACAAUAGGGG